Messenger RNA from Zerene cesonia (dogface butterfly), 7411 nucleotides. RefSeq lists its product as uncharacterized. Gene Ontology annotation, biological process: positive regulation of Rho protein signal transduction. NCBI's taxonomy places the organism in Eukaryota, Metazoa, Arthropoda, Insecta, Lepidoptera, Pieridae. The record is from RefSeq and is a predicted model, not a curated record. Bases 443 to 5719 code for a protein of 1758 amino acids. The transcript has 11 exons. Gene Ontology annotation, molecular function: guanyl-nucleotide exchange factor activity.
GCGCGGCGAAGGUGAAGGCAUCGCGCCAGUCGCUUGCACGAGAGAGCGGUAACACGACGCUUGCGCGUACCUCUACGUCCUCACGCCGCGCGCGCAACUGUCUGCUUUUAUCUGUGCACCGCUGCAUGAUUCCGAAUUAAAAUUUUUGUUUUCUUCUUUUGUGAUGAAAAUCGGCCAGUGAGUGGGACCUAAAACUUUGUGAUCAGUGUCUGUGUCGACUGUUUUGUGUAUAAAAAAUAUAUUUGACACACAUGUGACGUGUAACGGUGCAGAUCUGACGGUCUAUCGACUCGCUAAAAUCCAAUAAGUGUUAGUGUAUCUUAAAGCGGUGUGCCAGAAUUUUAACGGACUUGUCUGAGCGGAGAUUGCGACGAAUAAACGGAUCAUAUUUGUUAUUUAAGAGCAAUGUCUCGGUGGAAGGGCAAAGUGAGGUAGCCGGCAGAUGGCAGCUGUUAGCGCGGCGAUGUUUCGGCCCGGGGGCGCUCUUGACCCCCCAUGUUACGCGUCUCAAAGGGUAUAUGAUACUCCAGAAAAUACACGUCCGAAGAAAUGGUCAUCCAAGCUAAAAUUAAAUACUUCAGGGAGCAGCAAAUCAUCAGAGAAGUCACCAGAAAGUCCACUGUUAUAUGGAACUCUAAAUGGGCCGGGUGGAUCAGCUUUAUCUAAAUCAAUGAAAUAUGCAGAGACAUGGUUGUAUGGGUCCGUGAGGACCCAGACACCGCCUUUACGGCCGAGCGUUUUUACCUCAUAUCCCGAGGCGCCAGGACCUGUGUUAAUUAGUACUCCACAAAAACCAACUCCACAUAAUUAUGCUGUUAUACUAUGUUCCUGUCCCGAAUAUCUUAACGGUACAAAGAAAACCAGCUCAACCAAAGUCAGUAUAUGUAAGAAAUGCAAAGGAUCUCGCUUGCCUUUAACUAUAACUGACAGCCCGCGAUUACUUGUAGGUGGAACGGUCAGAGGUCCGCAAGUAAGUCGUGAUCCUGGUUUAUUGAGAGGUGGCACCGUUCGGGUACAAAGUACUAAAUCGAGACCCAGCAUAUUAAAACCCAAUGGGGAACCUGACCCAUAUGAUCUUAUGCGACGGAGUCGGUUAGCACCACCUCACGAAACUCGAAUAGGCAGUCAAUUUUCAACAUCACGAUCUCGAGCUAAAAGUAUAAGUCCUUGUCGAGUUAAAAGCAAGAAACCAACUCCUGAAGGUCUAAAUAAAAACAGAAGUAAGUCAGUAAGUCGCGUGAAUGAAUUAUGGAUUGAUGAAGAGGAAAAUAAUGUGAUAGAUUCAAAAAAGUCUAUCCUUUCUUGCGAUAUUAACCCAUACGAUUUGAUGAAGUCUUCUGGAUUGAAAUCUAAUUUAGAGGUUGAAUUUGAUGAUGAUUUUGGUGAACCUUAUCAAGAUCAUAAGAACUGUAAUAAUCGUCUAAGUAAAGUUAAAUUGGAUUCAAAUGUUAAAAACAUAAGUGGGCAAAGAAUACGUGUUUCAAACGAAUCCAAAUCAAAUAUAGUGGAUGAAUUAACUGUCUAUGAUCCUGUGAAUUAUGAUCUCAAAAACUAUGAUUUUAAAUCGGCAGAUAUGGCUACGGCAUUAUGUUUACCGAACAUAAAGAACGAAAAUAGUAAGUUAGGAACGUUAAGUAAAAGUAGUAGUAAGAAAAUAUUAAACACCACCUCAAAUCGUACAAAACAAAAGAGCGUUUCGCCCAAACGCCCGCCCAGAAAACUAAGAAAUACAAAAAUUGAUGAAGAUAGCGAAAGUGAUAACCAACGUAUACCAGAAAGAACUUAUAAAAAACCCAUGCAUGAAAAUACUCGUUAUCCAAAAACCAAAAAUCAAAAAACAGAUGCCAUAAAAUCAAUACUGAAAAAACCUAAAAGUGAUUCAAAUGUUAAAAAAGAGAAAGUUGAUGAUUCAUUUGAGACUAAGAAUUUUAAUCAUUCCCAAUUUUAUCUUCCUAAACCAAAAGACAAAUGUGCAGUUUCCUCUCAAAAUAUUCUGCAUAGAAAAAGAGUUCAAUUUCUUGUCGAGAAUGAAGAAACUAAAGUUAUUUUUACUGCUGAAUUAAAUCUGCAUGAUAGCAUAACAGAUGAGAGAGCUGCUAUAUCACCAAUAGAAGAAAAAGAAAAAAAUGCUGAAAAUAACAUCAUAAGCAAUAACUUAAAAGAAAUUAUAUCAGAAGCCUCUGGUGAGAUAAACGAGUUAAAAGACCAAAAUAAGCAGGAAGUUCCUCAAGUAUCAUAUCAACUUCAAUAUUGUGAUGAAAAUCCGUCUCCUGUUCCUGAUAAAGAAGAUACUAAGGAAACUGUACAAAAUAUAGCAGAAGAUAAUAAUGUACCCCAGCCGAGAGUACCAUCUUUACGACGCUCAGAAUCAGAAAGACUGACAUCAACAAUAACCAUUACACCACCGAAGUUUUUAGAUACUAUGGCAUUAAGAUCAAAGCCUAAACAUGGUCAUACAAGUCAAGUAUUUUUAGAAUCUUUAACUGAAAAUGAAAACGAUCAUCUAAAACCAAUUAAUAACACAAAACAAGACUCUACUGGUAAUGACAAACAUGCUGUUAGACUUCAGAAUGAAAUCGAUACAGGGAACCUGAGUGACAGUAGUGAAAUUACUAGUAAUGUAUUAAAAAAUUUACGGAAUGGUAUAUCUGAGCUACCGGAACCACCGCCAAGAUUAAAAUCAAGGUCAAAAAGGCAGAAUUACGUUAAAACUCGUUUUGUCCGAAACAAUUCAUCAAGUUCUACAAGUGACGAAUGGUCUGACACAAAUGAAAAUGAACAGCGUACGAUACUAAGAGUGAAACAAUAUGAUACUGAUGAUACUAAGGAAUUGUUAAAAGAAUCAACAAAAGUUCUCAAACUUAUCGAAAGUGAGCCUAGAAAAACAUCAAUACAAAUAAACGGCAACGAAUGUUAUUCUACGAUGAAUGUUAGUAAUGAUACACCAAUUUAUCUAUCUUCGGUUGUCGUGAAUGAUGACUAUAACAAUUCUUGCAAUUCAUAUCAAACUGGUACUACUGUCACAAUCAGCGUGGGUUCGUCCGAAAACAAAGUAAAAAAAUCGAAAAGCCAAGUUUAUAUUGGGGCUAUGUUCUCUGGGGAACAUAAUAAAAACGAAGAAGUCAAUACUUACGAAGAUUACUUUAAUAAUAGUAAUACUUCUAACCUAUCUAAUGCAAGUAUAUCAUCUAUUUUAAAUGAUCCAGUGGAAGCUGUAAAACGCAAUUUAAUUCCACACGUUUGUGGUAAAAAAGAUGAAGGUACUCAAAUCUUGUCUAAAGAUAAUCUAGAUAAUAAUGACAGUAUUCAGAAGAAGCGUUCAGAUGGUGGAAAUUUAGUUGCAAAACUUUUUGAUGAUCCCUUCUUUGCUCAUUUAGCAGAUGGCCUAGACUCGGAUUUAGUUAAAAAAUUGAUUGAAAAUUCUUUGAUAAAAUUACAAGAAACAAAAAACCAGGAAGGUACCGAUAGUAGUAAGGUAACUAUUGAAAAGCUAAUAGAAAGUUCACUAAUAACUAUGAAAGAGGAAAUGAACAAAAACGGAAGCAAAAGUUACCAAGGUCCCGAAAAGAAAAACGAUGACGUUGUUAAUCUUAGUGACGUUACUACGCCUGCUUACACACAGAACGAUGAUAAUAUCUGCUCUGCUCCCUAUGAAAGUAUGGAGUACGAAAGCGGUGUAGCUGGAGUUUUCUCAGACUUGGAACCAAUGUCCGAUUGUUAUAAUGCGUCUGCGAGUGAACUAUCAACAGAAGACGAUACAAAUUCGACUAGAUCGAAAUUUUAUCAAAUGUUGGUAGACGCUGCGAUUUGUGAUAUUGAAACAGCAAAUAACACUGAUGAUGAUCAUCAUUAUGAGUCGAUACGCUUAAAUAGUGACCCGAUAUACGAAGAAAUCGGAGAUAUGCCACCACCUCUACCAGUUAAUCCUCCGCCUAAUUCACUUAUGCUCUUAGAUGAUGAAAAACGUAGUGGUUCGCGCUCUAUAUUUGAAGGUGCUUCAAAAUAUGAUAUUUUAUCGUAUUUAGUAGAUGCUAAAGAAAGAGGUAUUGAUGACGAAGAAACCUAUAUCACUAAUUAUGAUAAUUCACCGGAAUCACCACCAAUAUUGGAAAAGGAUAAGGAAAAUGGUUCAAAUGAAAUUAAAACAUUAAAGGGAGUUGAGAGGAAUACAAGUCAAAUAUCAAAUGCGUCGGAUUCAAGUGAAGAUAAUUCCCUUAUAAUAAAUAGCGAAAUUGCAGAAAAAACAUUGGUAUGCAAGAAACCAUCAGCCGAAAUAGAAAGAAAUGAUUCAGGCGUAGGCUCAGAGACCAGUAAAUCAUCAAGAAGUAGACUCCAGGGAAAAAUAUCUCCACGAAAUUCUGUAAGCGAUAAAGAUACGCCGAUACAUUUAUGUGAAGAUUGUGAUACCGCAGUUGAAACGCAAAUUACAGAGCAAGGUUCAAUAUACGCUCCAUUGGUUUGUAGAAAAUGUGCUAAAAAAAGGUCUGAGAGGAAGGAAAUAAUAACCGAAAUUGUGGAAACGGAAGAAAAAUAUGGCCGUGAUCUACAAAUUAUUUUAGAAGAGUUUUAUAAACCCAUGCUCGUAGCUGGUCUACUUACUCAAGAACAAUUAAGCGCUAUAUUCCUAAAUGUGGAAGAACUCAUAGAUAACAAUCAAGUUCUGUCUGAGAAAUUAAGAGAUGCCCUUGAAAUAGCAGUAGAACAAGGGGAUGAGGAUCUAUUAACGGUGAAUGUCGGUAAAAUUCUUCUGGAAUGUUCGGGAAUGCUGACAGCGUUCCAAUCGUAUUGUGUGAAGCAAGCCGGCGCCGCUCUCCUGCUGGCCGGCCUCGAGAAGGAGAAGGAACUCCUGAGGAUAUUCUUGCGCGUCUCGCAAAUGGAAAACGCGGUGUUGAGGAGGAUGAAUCUCAAUUCUUUCCUCAUGGUACCGGUUCAACGCGUGACAAAAUAUCCGCUCCUUCUCUCGCGCCUAUACCGCGCGACCGCGUCAUGCGCUUCCGAGCGCGAGGACGUGAAAAGCGCUCAGCGCUGCGUGGAGUCCAGGCUCGAGGAGAUUAACGCAGCGGCCGCAGCGGCUGCAGCGGCUGCGCGGGACGUGCCGCUGUGGCGCCGCCUCGCCGCCGCGCGCCGCACCGCGCACGACCUGCACGUCGCGGACAUACGCCUCAGGAAGAUGGCCGUCGAUGUGCUGGAUUGGAAUCAUGAUGACGCUAGGUUCGCCAUGGAGGGCAAGCUGCUGUUCACACAACCGAACGACAAUAACUGGCGCAAGGGCCGGACCAUCAAGUUGAUGCCGAUUAACGCUCUUUUGGUAACUAAUGGAAAGCCAACGAACACACACAAAACGAACGAAAUACGGGAAACGCGCGAAGCCCGAGAUAGGGAGGCUCGCGAACGCGAAGGCGAAGCGUUAUUCGCUCGCAGCGGUGUGCGGGAAGCCGCAUUGCUAUUGGUCCGCGAGAAAGCGGGCAGAUACACGCUGCAGAGGGAGCCACUGUUCCUAGAUAGGUGUGUGGUCGCCGCGGACCACGAGCCGGAACAUUUCUUUGAAGUUCAUGAGAUUACUACCAAGGACUCUUAUAUAUUCAAGGCGGACGAGAGUAGCCGCACGCGCACGUGGUACCGCCAGCUGCAGUACCACGCGCAGGGCGCGGGCGCGUGGCGGAAGCGGCGGAACGCGCUAGCUAACAUCAUGAUCAACCCGAUGCUUACUAGGAAUUAAUGUUUGGAAAAUAAAUAUACGCAAUGAUACGUUGUUUUACUAGACAUUGAUGGAUGAAUAAAUAUACGAUAUAUUACGUUGUUUUUUUUUGAGGUGCGUGGAAGAGUUAAUUAUUGUGAACGUUUGGUGAAUUGAUAAAGUGCGAUGGUGAUUUUCGUUCUUUUUAAAUCUAUUGUUGAAGUUAAUAAUUUCGUGUAUGGAUAAAUAUACAAAUGAAAAUUUUGUUUGUGAACUCGGCCUGCAUUUAUAUGAAUAUUUUUAAAACGAAAAAAGAAUAAAAAUAGAUCGUAGCAGGAUUAAAUCCGCCUGGUUUGAUUUACGGUACUGUCGUCUUAAAAAACAGCGCUAGAUUGACUUCGUUCUUACAUUUCUUUAUGCUUCCAACUCUCUACAUUCUUACAGUUUUCCCCACUUCAAGACACUUUUUUAUUCUUUUGUUGUUUUUUAAAUACAUGAAAUUGCUGAAAAUAUUGAAAUGGUAAUGCUAACUUUGAUGCACUGGUUAUUAUGGUCAAAACACUAGGAAUACUGUUAUCAUCAUGUAUUAUUUCUAAUAUUAAUAAUGUUUAAAGGUUUUUUUAAUUCUUUAAGCAGCGAAAGACUUUGUAAACUGUUCAAAUCAGUUUUUCAUAGUUUUUGUCAUAACGUUGUUGAUUUCUAUUAAAAGUUUAUUCAUUGAAAACUCUAUGGUCCAAUUACUUGCAUGCACUAACGUCUAUCGAAAGAAUAUGAGAGCUGUAAACUGUUUAAUUCUUAAACUAGUGUUUUGACUGUCAAUACCACGAAAAUGGGAUGAGAAAACAAAUUAUUAUACAUCAAUAAACAAACUAUGCAAUAAUCAGAGGUACAUUAUAUUGUUAAUAAUAAUUUGUAUUUAAGUUAUUAAAUGUUUAGAAAGGAGAAACAAUCCAUUUACAUUCUAAAUGUAAGUGAUGUUAAUUUUGGGAUUAUCUUAUAAACUAAUAAAUACUUUAUCAAAAAUGCUAUUUUUGUUCACAAGCAUUUGAACCCCACCUGAAUUUGAAGCAACGUAUUUCCAAUUCAAAUGCAUUUAUAAUCAAGUGCAAACUUGCGUAGUUGUCUUUCCAUUCCCUUACCAAUAGUGAUUGCAUUCACUUUAAUAUAACCUAUUAUUUUAUUGUACUUCUUAAUGUUGAAAAUUGCUUUUUUAAAACAUUCCUCUGUAUUUUAUGUAUUUAUGUAUUAAUAAAUAUUGUAGCUACCUUUUCAGUAAGUUAAAUUUUGUGUUUAGUCUGAUGGUUUGUGUUCUUAAGUAACUUUAAAUGUAUCAUACUUUUCCUAUAUUAUUGUAUGAAUUAAUUAUUUGCCACUAGUUAAGAUUUAGCGUAUACCAAAAUUUAGUAUUCAAUAAUUUUGUGCCCUAAUAUUUUAAACGAUAUCUAAACGAAUGUAAAUAAUUAAAAUAGCUGUGAUAUCCUGAAGUAAAUGAAAAAAAGCUUAUUGUUACAUCUAUAACACUGUUAUUUUAACUGUUAAAUAACUUUUAUUGAAUAACGUGUAACGGUAUCGAAAAUAGCUUCCUGACUAGUCUUAAGGUGUUUAAUAUUUAAAAGAAAAUAAAAAUAUUUUAAUUCGAUUGUAUUUAUUGUAUGUAUUUUAUGUAAUUAGAACAGCAGUUAAUGUAGAGAACAGUUUUCGCCUUAAAUGUUAUUUUUGUUAAUUAUUAGUUGA